Boleophthalmus pectinirostris (great blue-spotted mudskipper) is the source of this 1668-nucleotide messenger RNA. RefSeq names its product acid-sensing ion channel 1-like. Lineage: Eukaryota; Metazoa; Chordata; Actinopteri; Gobiiformes; Gobiidae. Gene Ontology annotation, biological process: sodium ion transmembrane transport. The record is from RefSeq and is a predicted model, not a curated record. The transcript is spliced from 10 exons. The coding region runs from base 1 to 1491 and encodes 496 amino acids. Gene Ontology annotation, cellular component: membrane.
AUGGAUCUGAAAGUAGAACCAGAGGAGAUGGACUCGAACCAGCCUCAGUCGUUGGAAGUUUUCGCGCAGAGCUCCACUUUACACGGGAUCUCUCACAUCUUCACGUACGAGCGCUUCUGUGUCAAACGCUGCUUGUGGAUGCUGUUUUUCCUCGGAUCUUUCACGUUCCUGCUGUACGUGUGCGUGGAUAGGAUUCACUUCUACCUGGAGUACCCGCACGUGACCAAACUGGACGAAAUCACGACCCCGACCAUGACGUUUCCAGCCGUGACUUUCUGUAACCUGAACGCGUUCCGGUUCAGCAGAGUGACCCGCAACGAUCUGUACCACGCGGGCGAACUGCUGGCUCUACUCAACCAGAGAUAUGAGAUCCGUGACGUGCACCUGGUGGAGGAGAGCGUGCUGGAGAGUCUGAAGACCAAAGCAGACUUCCAUAACUUUAAGCCCCGCCCCUUUAACAUGAGGGAGUUCUACGACCGCACGGGCCACGACAUCAGUGACAUGCUGCUCGGCUGCCAUUUCCACGGAACUGAGUGCAGACCCGAAGACUUCAAAGUGGUGUUUACGCGCUAUGGGAAGUGCUACACGUUUAACGCGGGCGGAGAUGGACGAACUCCUCUCGUCACCACGAAGGGAGGCAUGGGCAACGGACUGGAGCUCAUGCUGGACAUUCAACAGGACGAGUACCUGCCCGUGUGGGGGGAGACCGAUGAGACGUCCUUCGAGGCUGGUGUCAAAGUUCAGAUCCACAGUCAGGACGAGCCCUCCUUCAUUGACCAGCUCGGGUUUGGAGUGGCCCCUGGAUUUCAAACAUUUGUGUCCUGCCAAGAACAACGGCUCAUAUAUCUGCCUCCACCCUGGGGUGACUGUAAAGUGACACCCAUGGAUUCCGACUUCUUCGACACAUACAGCAUCACAGCGUGUCGCAUCGACUGUGAGACGCGCUACCUGGUGGACAACUGCAACUGCCGAAUGGUGCACAUGCCAGGAGAUGCCCCUUACUGCACUCCAGAGCUGUACAAGGAAUGUGCUGAUCCUGCGCUCGAUUUCCUGGUGGAGCGUGACAAUGACUUCUGUGUGUGUGAGACUCCCUGUAACAUGACCAGAUACAACAAAGAGCUGUCGUUUGUCAAGAUCCCCAGUAAAGCCUCAGCCAAGUACCUGGCCAAGAAAUACAACCGCACCGAGCAGUACAUCAAGGACAAUAUACUUGUUCUGGACAUCUUCUUUGAGGCUCUAAACUAUGAGACAAUAGAGCAGAAAAAGGCCUAUGAAGUGGCUGGACUUUUAGGUGACAUUGGAGGACAGAUGGGGCUCUUCAUUGGGGCCAGUAUACUCACCAUUCUGGAGCUGUUUGACUAUCUCUAUGAGGUCCUAAAGUACAAACUGUGUCAAUGCUCUGAUAAGAAGCACAAGCACAGCUCCAGCAGUGACCAGGGCACUGUGCUGAGUCUGGACGACGUUAAGUGUCACGUGACCAACUUUCACUAGGUCACGCCCCUCUAGGCUCCGCCCCCACUGUGUAUGUGCGGCUCCGAGAACAGCUGUUUAUGACUGUGAGCUUUAUAACAGUGAAAAGGGACCUUGUCUGGGGCAAAACACUGUGGUAUUUCAUAUGGACUGUCCCUGGUUCUGCUAUGAGCUGUGACGGAGAUCUGAAAAACGUAA